AAUAUUUAGAAUUUAUAUAAACAAUUGCAUUAUGUGACUUCCUAAGCAGCAUAUCGUCGUCGUUAUUAAACUAUAACGGAUUUUAAAGUGUAUAUUUUUUUUUAUACAACAACAGAGACUAUAUUUUCCAUCUAUAUUUCGAUCAAGGUAUUCCUAUUUUUAGUUAUCCAUGACAAUCACCUCUCUCACCAAUUAACUAACUGUACAUAUUCAAUUAGUUAAGUUAACUUCAAUGCAAGUUAAGCAAAUGCAUUAUAUGUAGUUUAAGUUACCGGGUUGAUGAGAUGUAGGCGCGAAGGUGCAAAGAUUUUAAACACCUGAUUGACUGCUGUAUUAUUUAGAAAAACUAUAUAAAUUGUAAUCAAUACGAAAAUCUUGAAUAUAUUUUACAUGUUAUUCAACUUAAAGACUCGCUACAAGCCAAUAAAUAUGUGCAUUACAGCGAGAUGUUGUGUGAAAGGGUUGAGUAACGUUAACAUUAAUUUAUUACAACAAACCGAUAAAAUUCGUAUCGUAUAUCAUCCAAGGCCUGAUAUAUAAAGCAUAGCUGAGAGUUUAAAGUAACCACAUAAAUCGAGAUUAAGUGAAUGCGUAAGCAUAUCGAUCGAGCAACGUGGAUUUCUGUCAAACAAUACGUCAUUUUCUAACAGGACAAUUGCAUCCAGAUAAGAAGACGCGUAACAGAAAUACGAAAAAUCAAUAUAAAAAAGAAUUAAUUGAAUUCAAAACAAUAACACGAUCGAAGGAAAGAAAUAUAGAAAAUAAAUGUCUUUCAAAGGCAAAAACGCGGUUGUGACUGGCGGAGCCGGUGGCAUUGGUUUGCAAGUGGUCAAAGAGCUAUUGGCCAAAGAGGCAGAGAAGGUGGCUAUAAUAGAUUUACAGGAUAAUUUUGAAGAAAUUGUUAAACUUAGAGCUGACUAUCCAGCUCAGAGUGUAAUGCUUAUAAAAAUGGAUGUAGCAAAUAAAAAGGGCGUGGAGGCGAGUUAUGAGGAAAUUAUUAAAACUAUGGGUAAAUUGGACGUGAUAGUAAAUGUCGCUGGCAUUUUCAACGAUAAAGACAUACAACGUACACUUCUGGUUAAUCUUGGAGGAAUGAUCCAUUCGACAUUAAGUGCUCUAAAAUUUAUGAAUAAAGUAAAUGGUGGUAACGGUGGUCUUAUUUGUAAUAUGGCAUCCGUUGUCGGUUUGGAUCCCAUGUUUCUUGUGCCCGUUUAUGCUGCGACUAAAGCUGGUAUUAUCAAUUUUACGCGAUGCUUGAGCCAUGAAAAAUUCUAUCAACGUAGCGGCGUUAAACUUAUUACUGUUUGUCCAGGAGCGACCAUAACUGAUAUGUUUACCAAUUUUACAGAGAAAAUAUUAUUUCCUGAAGUUGCUGAUGAAUCCUAUCAAGUGCUUGAUCGUUUGCACAAACAAAGUGCUGCUGAUGUCGCGCGUUGUAUUAUGAGUGCUUUGGAAAACGAAGAAAAUGGAACGGUUUAUAUUAUAGAAGGCAAGCGCUUAUUUCCUAUGGAAAUGAAACGUUACUGGCGCGGGAUUGAAAAGGAAUUAAACGAUUAAAAUGAGCAGAUAGAAAAAAUUUAAUAGUUUUAUCUAUAAUUAAAUUCAUUUAUU
Glossina fuscipes is the source of this 1611-nucleotide messenger RNA. Its product is annotated as fat body protein 2. Gene Ontology annotation, cellular component: cytoplasm. The record is from RefSeq and is a predicted model, not a curated record. NCBI's taxonomy places the organism in Eukaryota, Metazoa, Arthropoda, Insecta, Diptera, Glossinidae. Gene Ontology annotation, molecular function: alcohol dehydrogenase (NAD+) activity. The transcript has 3 exons. Bases 766 to 1557 code for a protein of 263 amino acids.